UGCAAACAUCAAGAACUGCUGCUUCAUCCUCAUGACUGCAAACGUCUGAUGUUUUUGAAAGAAUUCGUACCGAAAAGAUUUUCUUCAAAGGUUAAUGCUAUCGUGUGAAGACAGCAGAGCACAAAAUCUAAAGUGAACUUGUGUAUCCAUCUCUGGAGAGUCCAGAUGGUGAGGUGAUCAUCUGGCCUCUGACAUACGACAGGAAAGAGGACAUUGUACAAACGACGAUGAAGCAAUUCCUUCAGUAACAAGAAAUGGGAACUGACAGAAUGGGGACGGACCUUGAGAGGUUUCUGGAGGAUCUAGGGUUGAAGCAGUUCUAUAGGGAGAAGCUGCCACUCAGCAAGAUACUUGAGAUCAAUAAGAAGACCAUUGAUGAUGAGCCACCUAAGUAUAAAUCAGAUCUUCCAUGGUACUUUCUCAAGAAACUGAUGAUGGUGAAUGUAACAGCUCGAAAGAUAAAAUGCACAUCUGCUUCUGAGUCUAACCGUGAUGAUCCAUUAGGUAUCGAUGACAUUGAUUUUGAUUUUCUUGACAGUCCAAAUGAGGAUGAAACACUAAAUCCUCUUGAUAUCAUCACUGCUCUAUUUCUGUGUUCUGAUGGUUUUGUUCAGCAAGAACUGGCCCUAAAAAUGUCCAUGUGUCAGUUCUCUGUCCCUCUGCUGCUUCCCAACAGUGAUACAAAGCAGUGCACCCUCAUGCUGUGGGCCAUGAGAGACAUUGUUAGGAAGUACAGACCCCCUGAUCUUUUACAAUCAAAGGGCUUCAGAGAAGAAAGAAUAACUGCUUCUGAACUUCCAAUGGUCUCAUUCGUGAGAUUUGGUGAGUGCUCCUUGUCCAAAUCAGAGAUGCUCAAUAAAUUUCUGAGUACCUCUCAGCAGUACCAUGACACCUUUGUUCACCACAACAUGGAGUGUGGAGACAGACUAAAAACAAUAUCCAGUGGACUGACUGAGAUAACCUGGUGCCUCCCUUGUGGAAACACAAAUAUGGACAUUUUCAGUGAGCCAGUUGCUAUAGCCAACCUUCGUGGUGACAUUGCUUCAUUUGAAACACAAUUCUCCUUUUUGUGUCAGACAUCUGCUGCAGUUUUUGUAUUCUUUGAUCAGCUGGACUCUGAGUGCAAAUUGCUGACUAACAAAAACCACAAAGCUCAGAUCUUUCUGGUGGGAAACCAACAGGACAAGAACUUUAGAGUUGAUCCUGUUAAAAAACUGGCAACCAGUCUUGCCUUGACUAAAAACAACAUUUUAAUAAAGACAAAACAGAUGAAUGAUGCAGACUUUGUCAAACAAUUGAGAGAUAGAGUCAACAGUGUUGUUAAUAACUCACAGUACAAGAUGUCUGUUGAGAAGAUGGCUGACAUUGCCCAAGAUCUAGGAAUCAUGGUUGAUGAAAACUCUGAAGAGUGCCAGGCUGGGAAGAGGUUAGCAGAUGCCAUCACUGCAGAGAUUCAAGACACACUAAAAUACAAAGAACAACAACUUCCUUUACAAGGCCAGAUAUGGAAGGAAUUGACUUUGUUAGAAAAGGAAACAUUUCGUCUUCAAAAAUCUUGGUUCUGAAAGCAUAGAAGAUUACAAAUGCAAUCUUCAAGAUCAAAUAUAUGAACUCCGGAAGAAGCAAAAUGAGAAAGCUAUGUCCAAAGCAAUG
Molecule: messenger RNA, 1653 nt
Organism: Fundulus heteroclitus (mummichog)
Lineage: Eukaryota; Metazoa; Chordata; Actinopteri; Cyprinodontiformes; Fundulidae
Product: up-regulator of cell proliferation-like
Source: RefSeq, a predicted model, not a curated record